GACUCGACGGCCAUUGUCAUCUCUAAAAAAAAGCGAAAAUCAUCUUGCUUGCGGGAUCUGCGAAAACCAAUUUAGCUAAAAAACAAACGAACAAUGGCCACCGUGGAAGCCCUCUACAAGGAACUGACCGCCGAGUGGGCGAAGCGGCCACCGAACACCGUUAAGUGCGGCCAGCUGCUGGAUCAAUUGAAAGUGGCCCUGGUGAAGAUGGCCUUUCUGCCCACGGACGGAAACGACGCCCAGAGCUCCAAGAAGCAACUUAUCCUGGCCAGAAGCGUGCUCGAGGUGGCCGUGGAGCACAGCGUGCUCAGCAAGGACCUGCUCGCCUUCGAGCGCUACAUGGCGCAGCUGAAGUGCUACUACUACGACUAUGCCAAGAUCAUUGGCGAAUCGGAAAGCAAGUACAAGCUGCUUGGGCUCAAUCUGCUGUACCUGCUGUCGGGCAAUCGGGUCUCUGACUUUCACACGGAACUGGAGCUGCUCUCCGUGGAUGUCAUCCAGCACAACCAGUUCAUCCGGCCGAUCCUGGCACUCGAGCAGUACAUCAUGGAGGGCCGCUACAACAAGAUAUUCCAGGCCAAGUCGACGGUGCCCGCCGAGGUUUAUAGCUACUUCAUGGACCUGCUGGUGGAGACGGUGCGCGACGAGAUCGGGGCCUGCAUCGAGAAGUCCUAUGACAAGAUCUCCGCCAAGGAUGCGGCCAAACGGCUCAACCUGCGCGUCCCCGACGAGAUCAAGGCCUUUGGCGAGAAGCGCCAAUGGAAGCUGGAGGCCAGCGGCGACUACAGCUUUACCGACCGCAGCGUCAAGCCCAAGGAGCUGCUGCCCUCCGAGGAACUGGCCGAGCAGGUGCUCAGCUACGCCCGCGACCUCGAGAUGAUAGUCUAAGUAUAAUAUCGCCAGAGUAAGGUUAAGAAAACAGUUAUAAAGCGUUGGAUACCACAAUUUUGUAUGAUACCACGUAUCUAAUUAAAAAAUAAAGUAAAACUAGCUUCUCUGUAAAUCGCA
This is a messenger RNA of Drosophila subpulchrella, 1008 nucleotides long. It is a transcript of the gene Rpn12, whose product is annotated as 26S proteasome non-ATPase regulatory subunit 8. Gene Ontology annotation, biological process: proteasome-mediated ubiquitin-dependent protein catabolic process. The coding region runs from base 94 to 888 and encodes 264 amino acids. Lineage: Eukaryota; Metazoa; Arthropoda; Insecta; Diptera; Drosophilidae. The transcript has a single exon. The record is from RefSeq and is a predicted model, not a curated record. Gene Ontology annotation, cellular component: proteasome regulatory particle, lid subcomplex; nucleus; cytosol.